AUGGCGUCCAAUCCGCCUAUUCGUGGGAACCGAGUCCCGACUAAUCCUUCUGCGUUAGCCACAAACCAAGCUUUUGCCCCAGGUGCUGCCCGUACUCAGAUGCAGCCAGCUCAAACUGGCCAGACUGUUGCUCAGCCCCAAUUUGCUUUUCAGCCUCAGAUUCCUGCUCAAGGUCAGGCCCAAGGCCAGAAUCUUGUUCACGGCCAACAGCAAAACCAAAGCCAACAGCAAAGCCAUGGCCAGUUCCAGUUCCAGGCGCAACAGCAGGCUCCCCAGUUCCAGACACGGGGUCAAUCCCAAGUCCCUUUCCAGCCUCAGGCCUUCGGACAGCCCCGACUCCAAGGACAGCAGCAGAGCUUUGGUCAGCAGCAAGGCUUCGGGCAACAGCAACAGCAGGCCCCUUAUCAGUUUGGUCAACCCCAGUUCCAGGCCCAGCAGCAAGCUCCUUUUCAGUUCCAGCCUCAAGCUCUCCAGAACCAAGUUCAAGCGCAGGCUAGCCUCGGUCAAGCCCAGUCUCAAGGACAGCAGCAAAACCCCUUUCAGUUCCGACCUCAGGUUCAGACCCAGCAGCGUCAGGUCCAACUCUCCCAACAGCAGAACCAUACCCAGAAUCAACAAGCGAAUGGUCAGCCUCAUCAGAACCAUGGCCAGCUUCAAGAUCUCACCCAGCAGCAUCAGGCCCAACUCCAGAAUCAGAGUCAACGCCAAGUCGCUGCCCAACAGCAUAAUCUGAGCCAGAGCCAGUCUCGGGGCCUGCAACAAAACCCUUUCCAGUUCCAACCUCAGGGUCAGGCCCAGCAACGUCAAGCCCAACCCCAGAACCAGAGUCUGCUCAAUGGUGCUGCGCAACAGCAAAACCAUGCUCAGCAUCAACAAGCCAAUGGUCAAUCUCAGCAGAACCUUGGUCAACAGCAACUUCAGCGUCAACUCCUGCAGCGCCAGGCCCAGUCCCAGAAUCUGGGUCAACUCCAAGGUGCUACUCAGCAGCAGAACCUUCAGGGUUUUGGCCAAUCUCAGGCUAGCUUUGGCCAAGUCCAGUCUCAGAGCCUACAGCAAAACCCUUUCCAGUUCCAACCUCAAGGCCAGAUCCUGCCGCGCCAGGUCCAACCCCAAAAUCAAGGUCAACUCCAAGGUGCUGCUGCCCAACAACAGAGCUUCAGUCAACAGCAGGAUCGUGGCCAACAUCAGGGUCUUGCUCAGCCACAGUUCCAGGCUCAACAGCAAAACCCUGGCCAACAGUUUGGCCAACAACGAGCCCCUUACCAAAUCCAGAUGUUUGGCCAACAGCAGGCUCUCCUCCAGUUCCAAGGUCAGGGUCAGCCUCAGCUUCCGCCUCCAGCUGGUUUCUUCAUACCCAACGCUCCCUUCCAGUUCGGCGCUCCUGCACCAACCCCUAUUCCUCUCUGGUUCCAGCCUCCUCAACAACAGCAGCAGCAAGUUCCUCUUCAGGGAUACGGCCAGCCGGGCGAGGAACCAGUUGGAGUCAGACAGUUCAAUCAGGGGGUGACGGAGCGUCAAGGUCGGACUCAGGACGAACUCGAUGCCCUUGGCAUCGACGGCACCGAAUUCGUGGAAAAUCUCGACGACGCAGAUAUCGAAGACGGUGAUGAGGCCGUUCAAGACGAUCAAGGCCAGGAAGACGCUGAGGAGAGUGAAGAUGAAGAUAUGCAAGAUGAGGAAAUGCAAGAUACAGGCACGCGGGAUGCGGGCACCCAAGUUGAGAACAUGCCAAACGACCAACAGCAGCAACCGCAACCGCAGCGACAGCAGCAAGUCCAAGUCGUGCGAAACGUCCCAUAUGUGAAAGACCCUCACAUGUAUGAUGCUGUCAUAUACGAGGACGCCUGGGACACCGAGAGCGACAGGGAACCUGACAUCGAGGUCGAGACUCGCAAAAUCAACGGUGCCACCAAGCAGAGAUACAAGUUCACCGAAGCCUUCCUCAAGGAGCACUUCAAUGGAAAGGACCCCUACGAAAAAGAGAAGAAGGAGAUCGUCGCCGUCCCCCCCAUGAGAAGCGGUAUGGACCUCAUCACGGCUCUCUGCAAGAACCUCGAGCUCGCCAUCGAACUGGGCAAGCAUCUCCGCGGCGAGGACAUCCUCAACCUCUACAUUGCCUGCCGCGGCUUCCGUGAGGCCUUGGAUGGCCACAUGCUCUCCUCCAUCCGCGAAUGGAUCAGAUGCAGAGCCCCCGAGGCUGGUAGGCUGUUCCCAUGGCGAAGCGUCGCAAAGUUCCUUGUUCCAGACCCGGCCAAGCGCUCCAGCUCUGGCACCGACAAGACUCCGGGAGGUGUCCGUCUUAUCCCUGGCAUGAAAUAUCUCCAGAUGAUACUCGGCCGUGACCGAUACUGCCGUCAGAUCCUCGCAGUCAUGGCUCGUAUGGGCCUUCGUGUCCCCGACACGAUGCACACCACUCUGCUGCGCAUCUGGCACCUCCUUGAAGUCGCCACCUGCACUCAGAGAUCCCAGUUGAUGGCCGAUACCAGUCUGUGGACCGAUCAGCACCUCUACAACGCCCAGUUCUUCUUCGUCAAGCUUACCAUGGCCUUUAACCACCCCUUCUUCAGACCCCACUCCCACGAGAUGCUCCAUCUGAUGAUGGGCCAGCGCGGCCUGUACCCCCUGUGGCAGUGUCUCACUCGCAAGAAGUUCAGAACCAUGUCCGAGAUCGUAGAGCUCAAGGCCCGCUACGAUAUGAACCUCCCUCCCCCGGCGUGGUUCAAUCCUAGCCGCCGCUUCAUGACCAACUUUCAUGGAGUCCCCUUCCGCGAGCUUGGCGUGGGUCACUGCGAGGGCUGGGGAGCAGGCACUCGCCAUCUGCUUCGCCCAGAUGAGUUGGUCGUUACUGAAUCCAUCAACCGUUCGCUUGAUCUUGACAAGCACUUGAACCACAUGCUCGUCUGGGGCUACAUCAACUUCAAGACCGGAGAGAACCUUGUCCCCACCGAGGAGGAGAUGUACAUCUCUGACGAGGAAGAGGUCCUCGAAGACGUCGACACCACGUGCUGGUGGCAGAAGAGGCACGCCCUAAAGAAGCGAUGGACAGAGUUGACUCCUGAGCAGCGGCAAGAGAUCGAGGAGGACGAAGAGGACGAACGCCUGCGCGCCAUGGCCUGGUCUGCGCAAUACGACCCAGAUGAGAAGAACGAUCGUCAUGCAAGUAAAUGGGACUCUGAGAGCGAAGACGAGUCCGAUCAAGAGUACGACCCCAACGUCGAGAUCAACCGCGGCUACCGCAUGCAGGCCCUUCCCAAGGACCAACCCUCGCAGGUCCCCGCCCUCGACGACAAAGAAGCCUGGCGUGAUCUCUGCACCGACUUCCUCAUGACGACGCAGGUCGAGGUGAACGAUGACGAAGUCGCCAAGGCCACCGCGUGGCUCAAGUUCUCCAAGGCCAACAUGGCCACCCCCUUCGACCAGGACCGCUACGACAUGGGAGAUCCCUUUAUGCGGAGCCGUGUCGACUGGGUGCCGCCUCGCUCUCCUCUCAGAGGGGCGCCAUCUGAAGAUGAAGAGGAUGGCGAUGACGAAAUGGAGGAGGAUGAUGAGGAAGAAGGUGAAGAAGAAGGUGAAGAUGAGGACGGUUACGAUGAGGAUGACGAGGAUGACGAAGAGGACUAUUAUGAUGAGGAUGAUGAGAUGCAGGAAUGA
Molecule: messenger RNA, 3651 nt
Organism: Fusarium falciforme
Lineage: Eukaryota; Fungi; Ascomycota; Sordariomycetes; Hypocreales; Nectriaceae
Exons: 1
Coding region: 1-3651 (1216 amino acids)
Source: RefSeq, a predicted model, not a curated record